Candidozyma auris is the source of this 831-nucleotide messenger RNA. RefSeq names its product pyrroline-5-carboxylate reductase (gene PRO3). The transcript has a single exon. Gene Ontology annotation, molecular function: pyrroline-5-carboxylate reductase activity. The record is from RefSeq and is a predicted model, not a curated record. Gene Ontology annotation, biological process: L-proline biosynthetic process. Bases 1 to 831 code for a protein of 276 amino acids. NCBI's taxonomy places the organism in Eukaryota, Fungi, Ascomycota, Pichiomycetes, Serinales, Metschnikowiaceae.
AUGGCAAUUAAUGAUGGGUACUCCUUGGUGGUGCUAGGCGCUGGUGUCAUGGGCACUGCAGUGACUGCUGCUGUGACAGAGUCAAAUAUGAAACCGUUCCCUAAGAGAGUGAUCUUGUGCUCGAAGCUGGCCAACUCGCACGAGAGGUUGAAGAAGCAGUUUCAGAAGGACUACGUGGAGGUGGUGACUGAUGUUGACAGAAAGAAGGCUGCCAUCAAAGAGGCUGACGUGGUUCUCUUGGGCUGUAAACCCUUCCACUUUGAGUCUGUGCAUGAAGAAGUGAGGGAUAGUCUUGCUCACAACCCAUUGGUGAUCUCUCUUUUAGCUGGCGUCACCAUUGACAACUUGAGCAUCUUUUCUGACAAAAUUGCCCGAGUCAUGACCAACACGCCUGCUCAAUUCGGCGCUGGGAUGGCCACCGUAGCUCUAUCUGAGCUGGCUAGCGAGUACAGACAGUUCGUUGUGGACUUUGCUAGCUGUGUGGGUGCUGCCCAAGAAAUUCCAGAGAAGAACAUGGACGCUGCCACAGCUCUCGUCGGCUCGGGUCCGGCAAUGUGCUUGCUCAUGAUGGAGGCCUUGUAUGAUGGAGGUGUAAGAAUGGGCCUCACCCACGAUGUUGCCAGAACCGCGGCUGCCAAGGUGAUGGAAGGAACUGCCAAAAUGGCUCUUGAAACCGGUGAGCACCCUGCUGUAUUGAAAAGUAAGGUCUGUACUCCUGGAGGCACCACCAUUGGUGGGUUGUUGAAGUUAGAAGAUGCUGGAGUGAGAGGUGCCAUUGCCAGAGCCGUGGAAGAGGCUGCUAUCAUCUCGGCCUCUUUUGCAAAAAAGUAG